This is a messenger RNA of Anisakis simplex (herring worm), 570 nucleotides long. Lineage: Eukaryota; Metazoa; Nematoda; Chromadorea; Rhabditida; Anisakidae. The record is from the annotation of a GenBank genome assembly.
CAGGAAUUCUGGGGAUUAGAGGCGGUGAAGAAGUUGUUCGAGGAUAAAUUUACCAAGAAUGUUGGACAUGAAAUCGAUGGACUCAUAUUUCAACCUGUUAAAGAGCCAUAUCGUGCGGGUCGUUGCGAUAGUGUACUGAAGUGGAAGCCACCGUCGCAUAAUUCGAUUGAUUUCAAAUUACAAAUUCGAAAAGUGUGUAAAGAAGGUGAACUGCCCGAGCAUAUUGGAUUUUUAUACGUUCAACACGAAUCGCGACCGAUGGGUGAAAUCAAAGCGACCAAAAAACUGCUUCCGUACAAUAAUAAAAUUGUUGAAUGCACCCUUCAGAACGGCAAAUGGGUGUUUAUGCGUGAACGAACAGAUAAAAGUCUACCGAAUUCGUUGAACACGGCACGUGCCGUUUAUAACAGUAUGAUACAUCCGAUUGAUAGGCAUACCUUAAUUGAUUUCGUGGAACGCAUAAGACGUCAUCAGCAGCAACAACAGCAACAGCAUCAUCAUCACACUAACAUGAAAAGACCUUCGGAACAACAGCUGAAUGGUAUUGAUCAUAAACAGCAAAAGUUGUAG